GUGAUCUCUUGGACGCGAACGAUCGCCGACACCGAGACCGAAACCGAGACCGAAACCGAGCGAGCGUGCGGUUCGGGUUGGAUAUUAUUUUAUUUUCGUAAUUUUAUUGGUCAGCUGGAAUCGUCUGUCGAAUGUCGUCUCUGGCAGAUUCAAGCGGCGCGCUUCCCGAUCUGGCACUCGACUCUUUCAGUGAACGGUUGGUUGGUCGUUUUGGGCGGCUUUUGAUCGUUUUUGGUUAGGCGCCCCCGAGACAAGUUUUCCGCUGCAUUCGACACUGCCUGCUGUUGCUGCUUCUUCCGUGCCAAUUUGUUGUGUUGCGCUACCCGUGAUCGUGUUAGUGAUCCUUCUUCCGUGGGGCCACCGUUGUUGUGCACACACUUGUUGCUUGUUCCUUGUCCGCCGGUCCGCGGUGUGGUGUGCGCUUCGUUGACGAAUUUAUUUUCGUUGAUUUCGCCCGCGUGUCGCGUGGCCGCAGGAAAACCGCGCCGCGACCACCUGUUGCUGUUAUCGCUCGUGAAGGGUAGUGAACGUUGCAGAACCACCGGUGUGAUUGGCUAUGCUGAAAGAUUAGCCCCAAAAGUGAUCAACGAGGGUGGUGAAAAAAGUGUUGCUCGGAAAAGCAAUAGAAAUAUCACGUUCGUUUAGUGCGUUGAGGAGAAGGAGGAGAGUAAUGGAGUUGGCCAUCGGGGGCUAAACACGCGGUAUAUUUAGAACCAACCGAUAGCUGCACUUCCUCUUUCGCUUCCCGAAUUCGAACAACCCAGAUAGCGAAUCGUCGACAUAUGCACCUCGUUAGCCUCAUGUAAAAGUGCCCCUUAGUGAGAUCUAUCGCAGGCCGCGUGUCCAGUGUUCGUUUUUUAGACACACGCACACACACAAUAGCCGACCAGGAAAAGUGAAGUACUACGUCGGCAAUACUAGCUGCACAUCCGGAUUCACCGAGGGACAUCUUGGAAGGAGAAAUCAACUGUUGCUGUUGCUGUUGCUGCCGUCGUUUGCUGAGACCACCAGGGACAACAUCGUCGGAGACCAUCUGCUGUAUGCUGAGCCUCAUCGCAUCAUCGUCGUCAUCCUGCUCGUCGUCCUGCUUCCUGCUUCCUGCUUCCUGUUCCAGAUCACGUGGCCAGUUUGCUGCUCCAGAACGUGCGUGUACCGCCCAGCAGCCCAGAAUUGGAUCUUCUUCGAUAAACGCCGCCACCGGCCACACACGCUCGCUGAAUUUAUCGUUUGUUUCGCUUAUUGUACCGCUUAGAUCGAUUUAGGCCGAAAGUUUCGUUUUAUUGAGAAAUUGUGCAAAUCGGAUUGUUUUGGUCCCGGAAACGGAACCGGGCACUUUUAAUCGGGAUUUCGUGUAAUCGCGGGUGAUUUUCGGUGACCAAACUGGCCUUAUCGCGGGCCCCCUAAUCCUCGGGCCUUCGUUCGCGAUAUCAGAAACACCCAGGCCUUCGUCGUGCGUGCGUUUUUCUGGUUUUGAGAUCGCGCUCGUUUCGGAAAUCUGCGAAUUCGCGGUCGUUUUUAAAACAAUCGUCUUCUCUCCUCCGCGAAAUCCGGGUGAAAUCGGAGUGAAAAACGUGUGUGUGUGUGUCCCGUAAUCGUUCCCCGUCCCUCGCGCUCUCCAGCGCAAUUUUUUCUGUGUGACCGGUCUCAAAAAAGCCGCAAAAAUUUGGGAAAUCAUGGACCCCACCGGGCGCGAUUCGCGCUACAACCUCCAAUAUAUGAUGCCGGACACUCCGGAGAUCUACGGCAAUCCGAACGGGACUCUGGCCAGACCCCCGAGCGGCGGUCUCGGGGGAGGACAGGUCAUGACCCGGGGCGGAAACGGAAACGGAUUGCUGAACGGACCUCAGUGCGGUAGUGGCGGGGGAGGCGGGGGAGGCUUAUCGAGGGGAAUUAAACGCACCAACUCGGACUGCUACGACGACCGCCAACAGCUGGUCGGAUCGCAGACGAUGACGGGGUUGGAGGGAAUUACGGUGGGCUCGGAAGUCGUUGAUGAGAGCUACACCUCUCUUCAGCCCAAAAAAUCGCCACCGAGUAAUGGCAAAAAGACGAAAGGUCGCGUUAAGAUCAAAAUGGAAUACAUCGACAAUAAACUGCGGCGGUACACGACGUUCUCCAAGCGCAAAACCGGCAUCAUGAAGAAGGCCUAUGAGCUUUCGACAUUGACCGGGACGCAGGUGAUGCUGCUCGUCGCCUCCGAAACCGGUCACGUGUACACAUUUGCGACGCGCAAGCUGCAACCGAUGAUCACGUCGGAGGCGGGCAAGGCGCUGAUACAGACGUGCCUGAAUUCGCCCGAUCCACCGACGGGGUCAUCCGGUGAUCAGCGCAUGUCCGCGACCGGAUUCGAGGAGACGGAGCUUAGCUACAACAUUGGCGACGAAGACUCCAAAGAUGAUCGGUCACCGAUGUCGUCUGGCAGUGAGUCGGACGAUGGCUCGGGACCGGAAUCACCACCACCAGGACCUAGUUCUAGUAUCAACAGCAAUCAUCAUCAGCAUCCUAGCAGCGUUAGUGAGAAGACAUCAUCAUCAUCAGCAAUAGCAGCAGCAGCGCCAACAGGCAAUGCAAAGAAACAGCAGCAGCAGCAAUCAAUCGAUACGAAACCUGAAACACUCGUGUCCACCAGUACAUCAACACCGGUAGCGCUAUCACCGACGGCCGCGGCCACGAUGAACGCCAUCCAGCAGCAGAUCGUGCAACAGCAGCAAGCGCUCCAGCAGCAAAUUCAGCAACAACUACAGACGCAAAAACAACAGAAACAACCGACAACACGAGGGAAAGCUUCCCUUAAAAACAAACCAGAACCACAACCAAUAGCACCGGCCGUAACCAGCGUAGCGACCGCACCAGCAGUGACCAGCAGCAUCGUUUAUCCGGCGGCAGCCCUAAGUACGCUCCCACAGGACGUGCUAGUGAACUUGAUCCAAUCCGGACAGAUACAGCUGCACGGUGAAGAAAACGGUUCCCAGCAAUACGUCACCAUCCCAAUGCCGCUCAUCAAAGCCUCCAGCUCAAAAUCGUCUUCCAAUGGUCAGCAAAAAUCGCCCUCCGCCGGAUCACCUUCCUCCUCGACGACACGGAACGGUGGCGGAAGCUCCACAUCAUCACGACGGAGAUCGUCAGCGGCGGCCACGAUUAAGACCGAAGUGUUGGACUAGCAUCUGGCCGAACCGUAGGCCGUAUCCACCUUUACUUUUUAUCACAAACCGUUCUUAUCAGGAUGGCCGUUGUGUGUGUGUCCUUUAUUUUGUUUUAUCCUUAUAUUUCCCGCGAAACAAUCUUGUGGCACUAGACACUACGGUCUAGUGCACCCAAUGUUUAAGAUAUGCUUCGAAGUUGUUUAUUUUUUAUUCAAUCAGCUCUCUUGCUCAUAUUAUGUUGAGUUUCUUUGGCUGAUACCAAAUCAUCACUUAUUAGGGGAGGCCUGGGCGAGUCUCUUGAGAUUCAAUCAUUGACACAAAUAACAAACAUGAAUCGUGUUAUCUAUUCGCAAAGGCUUGGCGCGAAUUCGGAAGCAAGAGCUCGACUGAGAGCGGUGCGGGGAAUGAAAAGAUCUCGAUUCAAAGCGCUCAAGCUCGCGUUCCAACGGGAACGUGCAGCAACGAGCAAUCAGAGGAAUCGUGCCAAAUUGCAACGUAACUUAAAAUUAUUCGCGAUCUAGUGAAUUAAAAUUUAGGUUUUGAUUAGCAAAUAUGCCAAAUGGCACUGCUGUGUGCCAGUUCGUAUUUAUCUCGCCAACAGCGGAGAAAGAGAGAGAGAGAGAGACAAAGAGAGAGCGAGAGAGAGAGAGAGAGAGAGAGAGAGAGAGACAGACAGAGAGACAGAGGAGAAACAGUCCCUUUGAGUCCUUAACGUUUUGUAUUUGUUCUGUUUUACAAAGUGUGUUUAUAACAGCUAUCUUGCUUUAAGGUUACCGUUUCAUACUUUUUUUUAUUUCGCGACUGGUUUCGUUCUAAUAUUUGUGCCCUUUUGGCACCACUGCAAAAUUCUUUUAUAGUAAAAGUUACACCAGACUAAAGAAAAACGCAGAAAACAAACAUGUUCGAUUGGUUAUCUUCGUUAAGCUACGCUUCGCUAUCAUGAUUGCUGCCUAAUACAUAACAUUAGAUAAAUUUUACUAAUUAAUUUGUACGAUAGUUUUCAUAACUAUUAAUAAUAUUAUUAUCUUGAAAUAAGAAUGCCAACGGUGCGCUUCCUUGGCGCAAUCCGCUUAACGUUGGUGAUUGUUUUCGCUGUAAAACAGGAUCAGGGCACCCAGGGUACCCCAUUCUAUUGUCCUUCCUCCUCCACCCCCUUCUAGACUCUACAAUAAAUUAUAUUAUAAUAAA
Molecule: messenger RNA, 4331 nt
Organism: Anopheles darlingi
Lineage: Eukaryota; Metazoa; Arthropoda; Insecta; Diptera; Culicidae
Gene: bs
Product: serum response factor homolog
Exons: 4
Coding region: 1674-3161 (495 amino acids)
Biological process (GO): positive regulation of transcription by RNA polymerase II
Molecular function (GO): RNA polymerase II cis-regulatory region sequence-specific DNA binding; protein dimerization activity; DNA-binding transcription factor activity, RNA polymerase II-specific
Source: RefSeq, a predicted model, not a curated record